Molecule: messenger RNA, 1379 nt
Organism: Rotaria sp. Silwood2
Lineage: Eukaryota; Metazoa; Rotifera; Eurotatoria; Philodinida; Philodinidae
Source: the annotation of a GenBank genome assembly
AUAUUGUUGUUUAUUCCCGUUCUUUUAAUCAACACCUUCUAGAUGUUGAUAAAGUUUGUCAAGCAUUACAUACGUCAAAUUUUAAAUUAAAUUACGAAAAGUGUUCAUUUGUCCAACCUGAAAUUUCGUUCUUGGGACAUAAGAUUAGUGCAGCUGGUUGUUCUCCUAACGAUGAUAAUAUUCGUGCUAUUUUACAAUUUCCAGUACCUAAAUCAAGUAAAGCUGCCCAUUCUUUUUUACAAAUGAUUGGUUUUUAUAGAAAAUUUAUCCCUCGCUUCGCUCAAAUAUCAGCUUCACUCAACAAAUUUACUCGAAAAGGUUUUCCCUUUAUCUGGACAGAAAUAGAACAAGCAUCUUUUAACCAACUAAAAGAUGCAAUUACAUCUCCUACAGUACUUGUAUUACCUGAUCCUUCUGAACCAUAUACAAUUCGAACUGAUGCAUCACGGGUAGUUCAACAAACAAUAACACCACCUAUAUCUAUUACACCAUCAACAACAGCAACAAAAACAGCAUUAUCAACUUCAUCUGUAAAAGCUGUCUCCAUAUUCUACGACAAUGAUGUAUUAUAUCAACAUCAAAAUCAAGAUUCUCAUAUACAAGCAAUUAAAAAUACACGUCCAUUACCUGCUAAUUAUGUUAUUGAUGAUCAUAAUGUUCUUUAUAAAAUUGUUACUCGUAAAUUUGGCCAACGCAUUAACCCUCGUUAUUUACCUACUUCGUUAACUCCUAAUGUUCUAUUAACUUAUCACAACUCAACAUUUAAUGGCGCUCAUUUUGGUAUUAAACGAACUUUCUAUAAGAUCCGUGAUCGUUGUUAUUGGUCGAAUAUGUACAAAGAUAUUGAACAACAUAUUUUAUCUUGUCUCAAUUGUCGGAAAAAUAAACCUUCUCGUCGUAAACCAGAUGGUCAUUUACAAUCAAUUGAACCCCCUCGUGGUGUGUGGGAGCGUCUAGCUAUGGAUUAUGUUGGACCUGUACCUCAAUCUAAGUCUGGUAAGAAAUAUUUUAUUGUCCUUACAGAUCUUUUUUCAAAAUUCGUUGUAACCAAAGCCGUUUAUGAUAAUACUUCAACAACAGCUGCUCGAUUUUUAUUAUAUGAUGUAUUUAUGAUCUAUGGUGUUCCAUCAGAAAUUAUCACAGAUAAUGGUCACCACUUCACAUCAUCAUUAUAUAAAUUCUUACUCAAAUUAGCUGAUUGUUGUCACGUAAAAACUACACCUUACAAUCCACAAGCUAAUGGUCAAUGUGAGCGUCAUAAUGCUACAUUAGUCCCUAAUCUAGUUGCACUCUCUAAUCAUUCUCGGCCCCAUUGGGAUGAAAAAUUAUUACCCACAACAUUUAAUUAUAAUGCAACUCAACAUGCUUUCACUAGUUAA